UUGAUGUUCGAACUUCAGAAUUGAUCGCAGAGCAGAGUAAAGCACCGUUCUUGGUUUCGAAAUUUCAAUAAUUGUUAAGGGUUACCUCGGCUGUAAUGUAAACCCAAGCGGAAAACAAGUCCCUUUCAGCAUGACGAAAUGGAAGCUUGGAGCGCCCCACCUCUCUGGCCUCGGCUCGUUCCGUCAACUCUGGACAGCUUCCAUGGAUGCGGCGGACUUCCCAAGAGUUCCGAAGCCUUCUGAAUAGCGACACAUAAAACAAACGACACAGCACCAGUCACAACAAAUACAUCGUCCAAAACUCACAAAAGAUGGGUCUCGAGUUUCCCGCCUACGUUCUCUCGGCUUUGACAGCUGUCGGCGGCACCAUCGGAUACGUCAAGACGAAAUCUGUCCCUAGCGUUGCCGCGGGCACUGCUGUCGGUCUUUUGUAUGGUCUUGGUGGUUACCGCCUCCAGAACGGCCAGCCCUUGGGCUUGGAGCUCGCUCUCCUAGCUUCCGUCGUCCUCGGUGGCGCUUCGAUUCCUCGUGCGAUCAGACUCCGGAAGCCCGUUCCCGUCAUGUUGUCGCUCUUUGCGACAUACGGGUUGAUUACUUUCGGUGACGCGUUCCGUCGCACUUUAUAA
Messenger RNA from Podospora pseudopauciseta, 626 nucleotides. RefSeq lists its product as uncharacterized. The transcript has 3 exons. NCBI's taxonomy places the organism in Eukaryota, Fungi, Ascomycota, Sordariomycetes, Sordariales, Podosporaceae. Gene Ontology annotation, cellular component: membrane. The record is from RefSeq and is a predicted model, not a curated record. The coding region runs from base 312 to 626 and encodes 104 amino acids.